CGAGAGGCGCCCACGGAAGGCGCGGGUACGUCAUCUGGGCCCUGCUCCACCGGUUCGCAUGCUGUGCGUCUGCAGAACGAGUUUGCUGUCCACUUCAGCAAUUCAGCUCGCCGAGACCUUUCAUCGGCAACAUGUCGAACUUCGACCCAAAUGCAAUUUUGCGUGGUGCUCAAUUGACGCUGGUUGGAGUAAACCGCGCCCUCCAGAACCCGGGUCUUUUCACAUCAGACCACUACCGACAAGCCGCUCUCGCUGUAGCUGCUGGAGUUGCCAUUCGUAUCCUGGUAUCCAUUCCAAUCGUUGGCGUCAGAGUGCUGCUAUGGAUCGUCUCAUUGUUCCUGGACAUGAAAAAUGUUACCUGGGACGAGAGCAUAGUAGAUGGUCUUCACUUCCUUGAGCACACCGUGCUUCAGGUGCCGUUUUUUCUAAUGACCAUGAUGCGCUACAUCACACCCACCUUGGAUCGAAUGUUCAUGGACUCUCUUCAGUGGGUUGACCACACCUAUGUGCAGAAGCAUAAGUCCGAAGACCCUCACAACCUCCGCGCGAUGUACGCUCAGAACCUCGAACAAUACCCGACCCACGCGCCGAGGGACCAAAAUGAGAAGAAAAGGUCAAUCAAGAGCACCGUCGUCUUGAUGGCUAUCAAACAAGGCCGGAAGGCUGGUAUCUCGCUGGCUGUAUUGGCACUGUCAUACGUGCCAUACGUUGGCAAGUUUGUGCUGCCCGCCGCUAGUUUUUACACUUUCAACAAGGCUGUAGGGCCUCAGCCUGCGGUUGCUAUCUUCGCAACCUCUAUCUUCUUGCCACGUCGAUACCUGGUUUCUUUCCUGCAAGCCUACUUCUCUUCCCGCACGCUCAUGCGUGAAUUGCUCGAGCCGUACUUCUCACGCGUUCGCUACAACAAGGACCAGAAGAAGCUCUGGUUUAAGGAUCGCGCUGGUGUUCUCUUCGGCUUCGGACUCGGCUUCUACAUCUUCGUCAAGAUUCCCCUUGUUGGUGUCUUGAUCUAUGGGUUGGCUGAAGCUUCUACGGCAUAUCUGAUCACCAAAAUCACCGAGCCACCUCUACCACCGAACGAGGCAGAGAAGUUCAAAGAGGACUCACUACACUGGAAAAACAAGCAUGAAUUCCUGGAGCUGCCGUGGCAGCACAUGGAUGCUUAUAACAUCAGCAUGCACACGCCUGGCUUCAAGUCCGAUGUUCGCCAGACGCCUAGGAAGACGUUCAGCUAAACAGCUGUCUUCACCAGAGAGCAAAGCUGUCAGAUUCAAUCUGUGCGCUAAACAGAUUACCAAUCUCUACCCAAUCACGGGAACGCGGUGACUGGCGUUUGCACCAAGCGACAAGCGUGCGACUAGGUAUCGAAGUCUUGGGGCCGCGGCAUGAUGAUGACGACAGAAAUUGAAACGGCGUGUGGAUUGACCCCGCCGACUCCACUGCGGGGCAUAGCUCUUCUCUCAGUUUGGUAGCUGCAGACAGCAGCUCUAUCCGACGAUACGUAAAAAUCUCCCUAUCAGCUAUCACCCAGGCUUAUCAAGCUCCUUGUACCUAGAGGAACUGGACCGCCCAAGCUCGGCUGCUGGUCUCCUCGGACGGAAGCAGGAGUGGACUUGGAUAGCAAUUAACAAUUGAUCUUUCAGGAAAUAAGUACCCCGCG
This is a messenger RNA of Didymella exigua CBS 183.55, 1660 nucleotides long. RefSeq names its product transmembrane protein UsgS. Bases 132 to 1235 code for a protein of 367 amino acids. The record is from RefSeq and is a predicted model, not a curated record. The transcript has 5 exons. Lineage: Eukaryota; Fungi; Ascomycota; Dothideomycetes; Pleosporales; Didymellaceae.